GUUUUAAACGUCAAAAACAUGCUUACCUAUCUCAGUACAGCCACUACAUUAUACUAUGAGGAUUUUAUCCUUUCCUAGAUACCUGGGUUUAUUGUAGGUACUUUAGUUAUUGUUGGUUUCUGACAGAGAUGGAAAAACUCCUAUUACUACCUAAGGUAUAUUUCGAAAAUUCGGUCCCUUCUUAGAUGCCAUCUAUCUCACCCGGAAUGACCGUUUUUCCACUCCAAGAAUAAGAAGACAUGAGGUAUGCUGCUAUUAUGAGGCGCCUAGGAGAAAGAUGGCGGCAGAAAUGGCGGAAGGUAAGCGAUAAGCUUACCUCCCAUGCGUAGGAAUAGGCUGAAGGAACCGUAAGAAGGCCUCUCUUGUGUAACACGCCGAAGGUGCCAGGGUGUGAGCUUGUUAGCUUGGACGGUAGGAGAAAAAAUCAAAAUGACUCCGCCUUGAAGUUUUCCCUCCUUAUCUACCUAAUAGGAGCCCCUCUCGCAGGAACGGGGGUCUACAGGCAUGCAGGUUUGAAAUGGCUUGGAAUCUAGUGAUCGAGUAUACUUUGAGUUAUAGUUGUCAAGUUUCUUUUGAAUAAUUUCUUUUGGUCGCAUUCCUCGUUAUCUUGCAUUUCUCAAAGACCUAUCCAAACGUGGAAGUUCACUUUUCCUUGGUAUCACUAACUAUGAUUAAUAACCCUCCACGAGCAUCUCGGCAGCCCAAGCUGCGAUCCAGUUGUGAUGGAUGCGGCUCCGCAAAGCUCAAAUGUGAUCGAGGGCAGCCCGAAUGUGGAAGGUGUGUGUCGCUUGGCAUCGUCUGUGUCUAUGGCGUAUCACGGAAGAUGGGUAAACCACCAAGAGAAAGACUACACAUUCCAGCUGUACUUGGCACCCCUCGCACAACAGGAGAGCAUCGUCGAAAUAGCAAGGAGGGCGGACUCGACGGUAACAGUUACAACCGUCGUGCCGGGAGUUCUGUCAGUGAUACUAUCUUGCCGAGAACAAAUUCAAGUUCAAGUAUCAAUGAUAUGCAUUCAAACUGGGGCGCGGUGGAGGAAUUUUCCAACAAAGCUAUGACGAGUGUUAACGUGCUGGAUGAGUUCCACAACGACCAAUUAGGGCCAACACUCGCGAAUUUCUCGUCUUUGGAUACGAACGAGUGGGUUUUCACAAACAUUCUAGCGGACGAUAUUUCAUCUACCAACCUAGAUAGCGAACCAUUUCCAACUCUAGGCUGGCCAGAGUUUGAAAGUCCCCCAGCUUCAACGGAGCAAGCAACCGGUGCUCAUACCCCAGCGGACGACAGAAUGUAUCUGGAUAGCCCCUUUAUGCAACAUGACGACACCAGACAUCACGACUGCUCGAGGGAAGCACACGAGGUCCUAAAUAGUUUAUCUUCCCUAAAUAUCAGCACAGCCCACUCUAAGACCACAUCGUCACCCCACACGCCAGCUACCUCCAUAAAUCACGUUCCCUUGGAUUUUAUAUUACACCUUAACCGCGAGGCUACGGAGAGACUCAGUCACUUAUUGAGUUGUUCUUGCGCCAACUACCCCCAUCUUGCAUUCCUUUAUGCCUCGAUUAUCGGUCGGAUCCUGCUAUGGUAUGGCCGCGAAGCGGGAUGCUCUAGAACAUCCUCGCUGGGUCCUACGCCAAAUACAACUAUACGUCAUGGCAUGUCGCCGUCUUGUUCUUCCACCGGAUCGAUGUGCAGGUCACCAUCAUCUUGGCUGGGCGCAGGACCCAAUAGUACCGCGAACACAAGUGUUAGCGGCUCGAGUACUCCACCACGCACGCGAACCACAACAACGGACCUCGCCCCGACGCAGAUGACCAUGGGAUGUUUUAGUAUCGACGAUCAGCUGGUGCAGGCCGCCCUGAGAAUUCAGUUAUUAUUAGGCGAGAUGAAGAGAGUUGGAUAUCUAAUUGAUGUAUUUGCAUCCCGAAGUUCCAACAAUGUCGAUGAGUCAGCUUCGGGGAAUAUAGACGAUCUGUACAAAAGCUUAGGCGCAUGGUUAAGAAAAGAUCACUUGAGAAUAGUCGAGAUGAUGAGAGUUAGAUUACGGGAUGUUAGUAUAUAGAUAAGACCCGAGUGGUUAUAGAUCAUAUCAAUUAUCAAAGUCCAUAAAGUUUAUUAUUCUCGCAAAAAAG
Molecule: messenger RNA, 2132 nt
Organism: Daldinia caldariorum
Lineage: Eukaryota; Fungi; Ascomycota; Sordariomycetes; Xylariales; Hypoxylaceae
Exons: 2
Coding region: 668-2062 (464 amino acids)
Biological process (GO): regulation of DNA-templated transcription; aflatoxin biosynthetic process
Cellular component (GO): nucleus
Molecular function (GO): DNA binding; DNA-binding transcription factor activity, RNA polymerase II-specific; zinc ion binding
Source: RefSeq, a predicted model, not a curated record